Striga asiatica is the source of this 1553-nucleotide messenger RNA. The record is from the annotation of a GenBank genome assembly. Lineage: Eukaryota; Viridiplantae; Streptophyta; Magnoliopsida; Lamiales; Orobanchaceae.
CUUUUCCCUCCUUCCAUUUUUCAUUUGAAUACUUCGAAGCUGGGAAAGAAAAAGGAAAAGAAGGAGAAACAAUAAUACACCUCGAAAAAUUGCCCUAAUUUCUAAGGGGAAAAAAAUGGAAAGAGAAAAGGAAAACGAAUCCAAUAAUUCAGCUGUUCAAGUAGGUGGAGUUCCCAUCUAUGGCGGAAAAUUCACUCAGUAUAACGUCCUCGGCAACCUCUUUGAAGUCCCUUCCAAGUAUAUACCUCCAAUCAAUCCCAUUGGCCGUGGCGCCUAUGGUCUCGUUUGCGCCGUCACCAAUUUCGAGACAAAGGAAGAAGUGGCGAUUAAGAGAAUUGCCAAUGCUUUUGACAACAGGAUAGAUGCGAAAAGGACCUUACGUGAAAUUAAGCUUCUUACCCAUAUGGAUCACGAAAAUGUUGGUGAAGCUAUAGAUUCCGUUAUUAAAAUUAAGGAUAUUAUACGCCCACCUGAUAGAGCUGAUUUUAGUGAUGUCUACAUCGCGUAUGAGUUGAUGGAUACUGAUUUGCACCAGAUCAUAUGUUCGUCACAGGAACUUACUGAGGACCACUGCCAACUUCUAAGGGGACUAAAAUACAUACAUUCGGCCUGUGUUCUGCACCGAGAUCUAAAGCCCAGUAAUUUACUUCUGAAUGCUAAUUGUGAUCUGAAGAUUUGUGACUUUGGCCUUGCAAGAACCAACUCGGAGAUAGAUUAUAUGACUGAGUAUGUCGUAACUCGAUGGUAUCGAGCUCCUGAGUUAUUGCUCAACUGUUCAGAGUAUACUGCUGCGAUUGAUAUGUGGUCAGUUGGUUGUAUAUUGAUGGAAAUACUUAAAAGAGAGCCUCUUUUCCCUGGUAAAGACUAUGUUCAACAAUUGGGGCUAAUAAAUGAGCUAUUAGGUUCCCCUGAAGAUUCUGAUCUGGGGUUUUUAAGAAGUGAAAAUGCGCGGAAGUAUGUCAAGCAGCUUCCCCAAGUGCCCAAAUUGCCCCUUUCUCAAAAGUUCCCGGAAUUAUCCUCUGUUGCAGUUGAUCUUGCUGAGAGAAUGCUCGUCUUUGACCCGGCCAAACGUAUUGCUGUUGAGGAAGCACUGAGUCAUCCGUUUUUGUUGAGUCUCCACGAAAUCAAUGAGGAGCCCACUUGUCCAUCUCCAUUUGUGUUCGAUUUUGAACAGUCAUCAUUAAGUGAAGAGGACAUAAAGGAGCUAAUAUGGAAGGAGUCUCUCAAGUACAACCCUGAAUAGAUUAAAAUGAAAUGUCCCCUGUUUCUUUUCUUGGUGUAUUUGUUCUGCUCUAACGUUUGUCUUGGUUUGAUUGUAGAUAGAUGAUUUGGGUUUGUCACGUGUGUUUAUGUGUUGUGUUGUGUUGCAUAAGAAUAGAUUCCUAUAUUCUGGAUUGUUGGGAGAUUAUGAUUUCCAAAUAAGGGAAAUCAAUUGGUUUUUUUUUUUCCAUUCAGGCAACGUGUUGCCACAUUUUUUGCUUAUUGUGGAUUCUUAAAAAUGGCAUGUUUACAAGGAAUCUUUGGUGAGGUUCUUCUUUCUGAGACCUGUNUCA